UAUAGAUAUAUAAUUCAUGAAAUUUGAAAAUUGGCGGCAACUGGUGCUCAUAGUUACAUUAGUGAUUGAUUAGUGUUCAAGUCGUUUACAUUUGAGUUUGGAACAAAUCAGUUUUAAAGCAAAAUGAGUGCACAAGGAUCACCAUCUAAAAUUAGAGAAUUACGUUUGCCUAUGGCAAGAGUAAAAACAAUUAUGAAAAGUUCUCCUUAUGUUGACAUCAUCGGGCAGGAUUGUUUAUAUUUAGUCACAAAAGCUACGGAACUAUUUAUACAUUAUCUGACAGAAGAAGCACAUUUACAAAGCAAUAAAGGACAUUUAUUAGAUUAUAAACAUUUGGCAGAAGUUGUACAAACUAAUGAUACGUUGGAAUUUUUAAGAGAAAUAAUGCCUAGAAAGAUAACAGUUAGACAGUUUAAAGAAAUGAUGGCUGCCAAGAAUUCUAACAGUAGUUCAGAAAGUAGCUCAGAUUCAGACAGUGACAGUGAAUCGGACACAGAUUCUUGUUCUGACAGUGAUAAUAGGAAAACAGAAGAAAACUUAUCAAAUAGUGAUCAUGGAAGUGAUACAAAAGCAAAUGGUAAAUGUCAUUCAGUCAGUGACCAAAGCGAAGCCAGUGGAAAAAGUGACAGUGAAGACUAAACAAAGAAAUGUGACUAUAGACAUUUAUUUUGAUAAACUUUUUUGUAAGGUAGACUUACCAAAUCAUUACAAAGUAAUCCAAACUUAAUAAGAAAUUAAUUAAACUUCAUAAUUACUUGGUACUUCAAAAUAAUAGUAUUAGAAGUUUGGUAUUUUUUUAUGGAUUUGUUUGAAUUUAUUUAUAUGUUGAAUGAAACAUUCUUCAUUCUUGUUGGAACUUCUUGGUCAUAGAAUUGCAUAUUCUAUAGAUAUAUUGCAAGUACAUUUUUACAUUUUAUACAUAAAAAGGCCUUAUUUAUUUUCACAUUGUAGCAACCUAAGAAGCUUUUUGCUACUUCGAUCAAAUAUUAAAACAAAAUAAAUGCAUUAAUUUUUGUAA
Megalopta genalis is the source of this 1018-nucleotide messenger RNA. Lineage: Eukaryota; Metazoa; Arthropoda; Insecta; Hymenoptera; Halictidae. The record is from RefSeq and is a predicted model, not a curated record.